This is a messenger RNA of Trifolium pratense (red clover), 1475 nucleotides long. Its product is annotated as amino acid transporter AVT1I-like. The record is from RefSeq and is a predicted model, not a curated record. Gene Ontology annotation, cellular component: plasma membrane. The transcript is spliced from 3 exons. Bases 25 to 1254 code for a protein of 409 amino acids. NCBI's taxonomy places the organism in Eukaryota, Viridiplantae, Streptophyta, Magnoliopsida, Fabales, Fabaceae.
AUUGCCUAAUUAGCUUGAGAGAAUAUGGAGACAGAAAGCCAGCUCCAAGUUUCAUCAAACUCAGGACAACCCAAAGAAGGAACCUCUUUUUUCAAAGCUUGUUUCAAUGGUAUCAACACUUUGGCAGGAAUUGGGAUGCUCUCAAUGCCAUAUGCAGUUUCUGAAGGAGGGUGGUUGAGUUUUAUGAUGCUAUUUAUUUUUGCCAUGAUAUGUUGGUACACUGCUUUACUUCUAGAAAGGUGUAUGAAUGAACAACCAUUAAUCAAAUCCUAUGUUGAUAUAGGUCAGGUUGCUUUUGGUUACAAAGGAAGAGCUGUGAUAGCAAGUUUUAUAUAUUUAGAGUUAUUUUUAAUUGCUGUUGAGCUUCUUAUAUUAGAAGGUGACAAUUUGGAGAAGUUGUUUCCAAAUAUGAGCCUUACAAUUAUUGGAUUUAAAAUUGGAAGUAAAACAGGUUUUGUGUUAAUCACAGCUUUGGUAGUAUUACCAACAACUUGGUUGAGAAGUUUAGGAGCUUUGGCCUACAUAUCUGUUGGUGGUAUAUUUGCUUCUGUUAUUUUAAUUGGUUGUGUUUUGUGGGUGGGAGAAGUUGAUGGUGUUGGAUUUCAUGAAAGAGGGAAAUUAGUAAAUUUGGAAGGAUUAUCUACUGCUAUGAGCCUUUUUGCUUUUUGUUACUGUGCUCAUGCAUUAUUGCCAACAAUAUGCAAUUCUAUGAAAGAUAGAAAGCAAUUCUCCAAGGUUUUGCUGGUUUGUUUUGUUGCAAGCACAAUUAUCUAUGGAACUGUAGCAGUUUUAGGCUACAGGAUGUUUGGAGAUCAUUUGAAGUCUCAGAUCACAUUAAAUCUACCAACAAAUACAAUAAGUACAAAAAUAGCUAUAUAUACCACAGUAAUUAAUCCUUUCACUAAGUAUCCUAUUGUAAUCACUCCAAUAACCAAUGCCAUAGAGGAAAAAUGGCAUCUAUGCAAGAGCAGACCAAUUAGCAUUCUCUUUAGAACAACCAUUGUGGUCAGCAGUGUACUUGUGGCACUAUUUGUUCCAUUUUUUGGGUACAUUAUGGCGUUUAUUGGUGCUUUCUUGAGUGUGGCAAUCUCAUUGUUGUUUCCUUGCCUUUGCUACUUAAAGAUUCACAAAGCUGCUAGGCGAUUUGGGUUAGAGUUGAUCAUUAUCAUAGGAAUUCUGAUCAUUGGUACACUUAUUGGAAUACAUGGUACCUACAUUUCACUUGUGAAAAUAGCAAAAAAUAUAAAGUCAUGAUGAAGGUUAUAUAUGCUUACAGUGUCUGAAAAACUAUUUUGGUAACUCUAUUACUGAUGUACAAUGGCAACUAAUGAAAUACAUUUGUCGUUAAUUUACUUUUUGUUGAUGAAAUAAAAGAGAUAAAGGGAGUCUGCUUGUGCCAUUUGAUGCAUAUAAUAUCAUCUUAGUUCCAAUGUGACUUGCAAUGUAAGCAUUUUUUCUUUAUUUAUCAUAUAAUA